GGGGUUGGGAUGCAGAGCGGUUCGAGCUAUGAAGAAGAUGGAAUGAGUCACGGGGAACGAAGAUCUCAUGAUCAUCAAACAAUGAACAAACAAUGAACAUGAUGAACAUGAUGACGAACAUCACAUGACAUGGGUAUAUAUGCUGUGUUUUCCCAUGUUUUCCCCCACGGAUGUGUUCGACGACAGAGGGGUCGGGUCUCUGUCGCGGAAGACCAUCGGGAGGAGCACAUUGGGUCCCAUGGCCCACGACUACGAUGAGACGGACUUGGGUAGUCUCGUGGAGGAUAUGUCAUCGAUUCCGCUGAAAAACCCGGCGGAGGAGGGUGACGAGCGAGUGGAGCUCGAACAGGAGGAAGCUUCGGUGAGAUUACGUCGACCUGAAGGUGCCAGCAGUGGCAGCCGAUCCAUGAAACCACCCUUGGCCUCCAGGAUUGAUUCGAGGAAGGACUUGCGCAGACCUGCGCCAUAUCGGUACGAUGCCUACGAGCAGGAUGACACCUUUGUGGACGAGCCCUUUAGGUGGUCCGAUGCCUGGGGGUUGAUUUGCGGCCUAAUUCUUCUCAUCUUCAUCGUUUCGGUGCUCUCCUGGGCCUAUCUCGAGGACCUACGUGAGGCGCGCGAGCUUGAAGAGGCGAGAGCCAGAGGAGUCGAACUUUGA
This is a messenger RNA of Durusdinium trenchii, 658 nucleotides long. NCBI's taxonomy places the organism in Eukaryota, Dinophyceae, Suessiales, Symbiodiniaceae. The record is from the annotation of a GenBank genome assembly.